AUGAAUGAGUUCGAUGUAAUGAAGUGGAUGUUCUUGGACAGAGGUUAUCCUUGCAAAAUAAUUGACAAAGCUUGGGAUCAAGUUUUUUAUGAAAGAAGUAAUAAAUAUGAGGCAAUCAUUAAAUAUGGUUUCCAGAACAAUGACAUGUUACAAAAUACUGGAUUAGGUCUUGGCCCAGUUAAGAGCUUUCAUAAAAUUGUUACAGUACGAAGAGGAUCUUGGAAAAACCCAGAAAAUGUUUUUCUUAUGGUUUUCCAAGAACCAGUUUCUCUAGUGGCAACAGGACCCUUAACCAACUUAGCAUUGGCUGUAAAGUUGGAUCCAUCAUUUCCUCAGAAAUUAAAGAGCCUGUACAUCAUGGGAGGAAACAUGAGAGGUCAAGGCAACAGGACAGUCUGUGCAGAGUUUAAUUUUGCUUUGGAUCCUGAAGCAGCUUAUAUUGUUAUGAGAGAGUAUACAUGUCCUACGUACAUUGCUACCUUGGAAUACACUCAUGAUAACAAGCUUCCUUGGGAAUUUUUUACAGAAUGGGUGAACCAGGACAGUGAAAAAGCACGGUUUAUGAAGAAGAUAACUGCGAACUACAAGUCCCGUGUUCCUGGAUUUUUUGUGUCCUAUGAUUCCUAUGCUAUGGCAGCUGUUAUUGAUGAAAGUGUCAUUAAGGAAUACAUUCAGUGUGCAGUAUCUGUGGAACUAGGUGGCAAAUAUGCCCGUGGCUUGCUUGUUCUGGAUCCACAUAACUUGUUAGUGACUCCUGGAUGCUUGAAGCUAAAGAUUUACUCUCCAUCUUCAUACUGUUUACUUGAUUUGAAGCCUUGGAGUGACUCAUCUUAUUAUAAGAGGAUUGGUGGAAACCAAUAGUCUAUUUCCAGCUGGUGAAGAUGUAGAACUAGCGGCAAGAUCAGAUCUAAGAAGAGAGAACAUGUUUGUUAGAGAAACUUUGUCUAUCUGCCUUUUUCUGGGAACUGAUGGUUGACAGUCAGGAUUAUUACCGGCAGCAUUAAAUACAUCCUCCAAGGUUGGCACAGUAGGAAGUAUUGGAGAAGAAUGAGGCAUAUCUACUUGUAACAUAUAUUUCCUCUGUUUGGAGAGCAUCUCCUGUUCCCAUAAAAACAGCUCACUCUAAGCAGUUGUCUGAGAAAAGGAAAAUUCAUCCAAGAAGGAUUAUGAGGACCAAGUCCCCUCUGAAUCAGAGAAUUGGGCUUGAAAAUCUGCAGGAGAAGAAGCCCUGUUUUUUGUCAGAAUCAUCUGGCACAUUUUCCUCAGAAAUUUCUCUGCUGACAUUAUUCUCAGUUAACAUUUUUCUGAGCACCAGUAUUAACAGUCUGUCUGGCUAAGGUCAGAAAAUUAUCCUUUCUAACAGACAUUAUGUUUUCAGAUGAACAGCAUUUAGCCGUUUUUUUUUUUUUUUCUUUACAGGAAAAUAAUAAAGACUAACAUAAAGAAGGCACUUUUCCACUAUUUAGAGUUCUCUUUCCCUCAGCUAAUCAGACCUACAUGUCCCUGAUCCAGA
Messenger RNA from Protopterus annectens (West African lungfish), 1513 nucleotides. RefSeq names its product pyrimidine-specific ribonucleoside hydrolase RihA-like. Lineage: Eukaryota; Metazoa; Chordata; Ceratodontiformes; Protopteridae. The record is from RefSeq and is a predicted model, not a curated record. Bases 1 to 861 code for a protein of 286 amino acids. The transcript is spliced from 7 exons. Gene Ontology annotation, molecular function: hydrolase activity, hydrolyzing N-glycosyl compounds.